UCCCUCGAAUACCCACUCAACCAUCAUCUCCUUGUCACUUUAUACUUGAAACAUUUUUCAUAAUGUCCGACACUGGUAGACAAUCCUUCGGUGACAAGAUCGGCGCUGCUGUCAAGCCCGACUCGCAGAAGACGACCACCGAGUCCCUCGGUGACACGAUCAAGGGGAAGAGCGAUAAUGCCGCAGGCGCCGUGGAGCCCGAGUCUCAGAAGUCGUAUGCUCAGCAGCUCGGUGACAAGUUCAGCAGCAAUCCAACCGAGCCUUCGAUGUUGGACAAGGCGAAGAAUGCCGUGGGCAUGGGUAGCAACAAGAACGUUUAAGUGCAUCACGUUGAUGUAUCGCUACGUGUACAUUAGCCGUGGCUGGACGGAUUGUUGUACUGUAUCGGGUAUGGCUGCGACGUUAUGCAUGUACUCGUACGUUGCACUCUGACAUCUGGAGAGCAUUGUGUGACUUGUCGACGCUUGCAUUGAACGAGACGCUUUUC
This is a messenger RNA of Laetiporus sulphureus 93-53, 487 nucleotides long. RefSeq lists its product as uncharacterized. The transcript has 4 exons. Lineage: Eukaryota; Fungi; Basidiomycota; Agaricomycetes; Polyporales; Laetiporaceae. The coding region runs from base 63 to 320 and encodes 85 amino acids. The record is from RefSeq and is a predicted model, not a curated record.